GCGGGGCCGCAGUGCGCGGGGGGAGCCCGCGGGGACCGCCCCGGCCUCAGUUUCCCCGGGCGGCUCGGGCGCGCGUCCGCCCGCCCCUCCCCGCAGGCGGCGCGCAGCGGGUCCCCCCGGCCGGGCUCGGACCGCGCGUCCCCUCCUCCAGCGCCUUUGUCCCCGCAGCCCCGGCCUGGGCCUGCCGAGCCGCCGCACCAUGAUCGCCGCCAGGGAGAAGCACAAGACCCCGAAGGACAGCAUGACGCUGCUGCCCUGCUUCUACUUCGUGGAGCUCCCCAUAGUGGCGUCUUCCGUCGUGUCCCUGUACUUCCUGGAGCUGACGGACCUCUUCAAGCCGGCCAAGGUGGGCUUCCAGUGCUACGACCGCACGCUCUCCAUGCCCUACGUGGAGACCAACGAGGAGCUCAUCCCGCUGCUCAUGCUGCUCAGCUUGGCCUUUGCUGCCCCCGCGGCGUCGAUCAUGGUCGGCGAGGGCCUGCUGUACUGCGUGCAGUCCCGGCUGUGGGGCCGCGGCGGGGGCCCCGGCGGGGCGGAGGGCAGCAUCCACGCGGGGGGCUGCAGCUUCAACUCCUUCCUGCGGCGCACCGUGCGGUUUGUGGGCGUGCACGUGUUCGGCCUGUGCGCCACCGCCCUGGUGACCGACGUCAUCCAGCUGGCCACGGGCUACCACGCGCCCUUCUUCCUGACCGUGUGCAAGCCCAACUACACGCUGCUGGGCACGUCGUGUGAGGCCAACCCCUACAUCACGCAGGACAUCUGCUCCGGCCACGACACCCACGCCAUCCUGUCCGCCCGGAAGACCUUCCCCUCGCAGCACGCCACGCUGUCCGCCUUCGCCGCCGUCUACGUGUCGAUGUACUUCAACUCCGUCAUCUCGGACACCACCAAGCUGCUGAAACCCAUCCUGGUGUUCGCCUUCGCCAUCGCGGCGGGCGUGUGCGGCCUCACCCAGAUCACGCAGUACCGCAGCCACCCGGUGGACGUCUACGCGGGCUUCCUCAUCGGGGCUGGCAUCGCUGCCUACCUGGCCUGCCACGCGGUGGGCAACUUCCAGGCCCCGAGCGCGGAGAAGCCGGUGGCGCCGGCGCCCGCCAAGGACGCGCUGCGGGCGCUCACGCAGCGGGGCCACGACUCGGUGUACCAGCAGAACAAGUCCGUGAGCACCGACGAGCUGGGCCCGCCCGGGCGGCUGGAAGGCGUGCCCCGGCCCGUGGCCAGGGAGAAGAGCUCCCUGGGCAGCCUGAAGCGGGCCAGCGUGGACGCGGACCUGCUGGCGCCGCGCAGCCCCAUGGGCAAGGAGAACAUGGUCACCUUCAGCCACACGCUGCCCCGCGUCAGCACGCCCUCGCUCGACGACCCCGCGCGCCGCCACAUGACCAUCCACGUGCCGCUCGACGCCUCCCGCUCCAAGCAGCUCAUCAGCGAGUGGAAGCAGAAGUCGCUGGAGGGCCGCGGCCUGGGCCUGCCCGACGAGGCCAGCCCCGGGCACCUGCGGGCCCCCGCGGAGCCCAUGGCGGAGGAGGAGGAGGAGGAGGAGGAGGAGGAGGAAGAGGAGGAGGAGGAAGAGGAGGAGGAGGAGGAGGAGGGCGAGGAAGGGGGGCCGGCCCCGCCCUCCCUCUACCCCACCGUCCAGGCUCGGCCGGGGCUCGGGCCCCGGGUCAUCCUCCCGCCGCGCGCGGGGCCCCAGCCGCUGGUGCACAUCCCGGAGGAGGGGGUGCAGGCGGCCGCCGGCCUGUCCCCCAAGAGCAGCGCGGCCGUGCGGGCCAAGUGGCUCAUGAUGGCCGAGAAGAGCGGGGCCGCCGUGGCCGCCGCGUCCGCGCAGCCCCGCGUGGCCAACCCGCCGCGGCUGCUGCAGGUGAUCGCCAUGUCCAAGGCACCGGGCGGGCCCGGGCCCAAGGCGGCCGAGACGGCCUCGUCCUCCAGCGCCAGCUCCGACUCCUCGCAGUACCGGUCGCCGUCUGACCGCGACUCGGCCAGCAUCGUCACCAUCGACGCACACGCGCCCCACCACCCGGUGGUCCACCUGUCUGCGGGCAACGGGCCCUGGGAGUGGAAGACGGCGGGCGGCGCGGCCAAGGCGGAGGGCGAGGGGGGCUACGAGCUGGGGGACCUGGCUCGCGGCUUCCGCGGCGGGCCCAAGCCGCCGGGGGUGUCCCCCGGCUCGUCCAUCAGCGACGUGGACCAGGAGGAGCCGCGCUUCGGGGCCGUGGCCACCGUCAACCUGGCCACGGGCGAGGGGCUGCCCCCGCUGGGCCUGGCCGACGGGGCGCUGGGGGCGGCCAGCCGCGAGUCCACGCUGAGGCGCAAGGCGGGCGGCCUGGCGCUGGGCGAGCGGGAGGCCGAGGCGGAGGCGGAGAGCUACUACCGCAAGAUGCAGGCGGCCCGGAGGUUCAAGGACUGAGUGGGGGCCUGGGGGGCCGCAUGGGGUGCAGCGGAGGCCAUGGGGGGUGGGGAGCACUUCACCAGAUC
Nyctereutes procyonoides (raccoon dog) is the source of this 2472-nucleotide messenger RNA. RefSeq names its product phospholipid phosphatase related 3 (gene PLPPR3). NCBI's taxonomy places the organism in Eukaryota, Metazoa, Chordata, Mammalia, Carnivora, Canidae. Gene Ontology annotation, biological process: signal transduction; phospholipid metabolic process; phospholipid dephosphorylation. The record is from RefSeq and is a predicted model, not a curated record. The coding region runs from base 200 to 2404 and encodes 734 amino acids. Gene Ontology annotation, molecular function: phosphatidate phosphatase activity. The transcript has 7 exons.